This is a messenger RNA of Pieris brassicae (large cabbage white), 4492 nucleotides long. Its product is annotated as glutamate receptor 1-like. The coding region runs from base 96 to 2780 and encodes 894 amino acids. The transcript has 18 exons. Gene Ontology annotation, cellular component: plasma membrane; postsynaptic membrane. Gene Ontology annotation, biological process: monoatomic ion transport; synaptic transmission, glutamatergic; modulation of chemical synaptic transmission. The record is from RefSeq and is a predicted model, not a curated record. Lineage: Eukaryota; Metazoa; Arthropoda; Insecta; Lepidoptera; Pieridae. Gene Ontology annotation, molecular function: glutamate-gated receptor activity; transmitter-gated monoatomic ion channel activity involved in regulation of postsynaptic membrane potential.
AUCCCAUCGCGUUAUCCCGUUGUGAGAUUAAAAUCACGAUAAAACGUCUUUUAUACAAUGAUAAAAUCGUUAAAAGGUAUUUAAAUUUUAACAAAAUGAUUAAAAAACAAUCAGUGAUUGUUCUUGUCGGUUCUUUGUUAUAUAUUUUCGGCAUAUCGGGACAGCCUUUUCCUGUCGAAAAAAUUGCUGUUGGUGCAAUUUUCGAUCAAGACACCGAGGAGAUUCAAAAUGUAUUCAAAUAUGCGAUGGCAGUUCACAAUCAGAACAUCAGCGUCCGCCGUCUUGAACUGCAGGCUUUUGUGGAUGUCAUCAAUACAGCUGAUGCCUUUAAGUUAUCAAGACUAAUUUGCACCCAAUUUGCCCGAGGCGUCUUCGCCAUGCUGGGCGCUGUCAACCCGGAAUCGUUUGAUACACUUCACUCAUACACUAACACUUUUCAAAUACCAUUCGUUACCCCAUGGUUCCCCGAGAAGGUUAUUCCUCCAUCAUCCGGUUUAAUUGACCAUGCCGUGAGCAUGCGGCCCGACUACCACAAAGCAAUAGUUGACAUCAUAGUCCACUAUGGAUGGACAGACAUUAUUUAUGUGUACGACUCGCAUGAUGGUCUGUUGCGCUUGCAACAAUUGUAUCAAUCUAUGGAGCCAGGGCGAGCCAAAUUCAAGAUAUCUCUAGUGAAGCGUAUUAACAACGCAGCAGAAGCCAUAGAUCUUCUCUUAGGGGUGGAAGAAAAUGACAGGUGGAGCAGUAAGCGAAUACUUCUGGACUGCAAUGCAAAAAACACAAAGAGCAUCCUUGUGGAACACGUGAGAAAGGUGGAAUUGGGACGUCGAACGUAUCAUUACUUGCUCACUGGUUUGGUUAUGGACGAUCAAUGGGAGAAUGAGGUUACGGAGUAUGGGGCAGUGAAUAUAACCGGAUUCCGCAUCGUGGAUCACGGCCGGCGGGUCGUGAAGGAGUUCAUUGAGGGUUUGAAGAGGAUGGAUCCACGGUUCAAGGGGACUAUAUCAGCUCAAACAGCACUGAUGUACGACGGCGUUCAAGUUUUAAUGGAUGCGCUGGGACGUCUAUAUAGAAAAAAACCUGAUUCAUUUAGAGCCGCCUUGAGAAGAGCAGCAACAUUAGCCAACUCUACCAAAGUAAUUGAUUGCAAUCCUGGCAAAGGGUGGGUUGUUCCUUUCGAGCACGGAGACAAAAUUUCACGACUCAUCAAAAAGACGGAUAUCGAGGGUCUAACCGGAAAUAUAUCAUUCAAUGAAGAGGGACAUCGCUCUAAUUUUACUCUCCAAGUUGUUGAAAUGACUGUUCAGAGCGCUAUGGUUAAAGUUGCAACCUGGUCAGACAGAGGCGGACUGACAAUGCUGUCACCGAAACUCACUGACUUAUACACGCCAACUUCCUUCGACACAAAUAAAACCUACACCAUUACGACAAUCCUACAAGAGCCCUAUUUAAUGAUAGCACCAAAAGAAUACGGACAAAGAGAGGAACUAUUCCAUGGAUUUUGUAAGGAUCUCGCUGAUUUUAUCUCGAAUAGACUGGGAAUAAAAUAUCAAAUAAAAAUAGUCACUGACGGCCAAUUCGGUAGUGAGACGCAAAAUGGUUGGUCUGGGCUUGUAGGCGAAAUUCUAAAAAAGGAAGCUGAUUUCACUCUGGCUCCAUUAGCAAUAACACCUGAAAGAGAGAGGGUAGUAGAUUUUACUGAACCAUUUUUAUCUGUUGAAAAUCCGAUUAUACAGACAAAGACGCCCAAACAACUCGGCGAUACAUUUAGCUUUUUACGGCCUUUAUCUAAGGAAAUAUGGCUCUGCGUCCUAUUCAGUUUCUUCGCAGUGAGCAUUGUUCUGUUUCUCGUAUCAAGAUUUUCACCACAUGAAUGGAAGUCUGUGUCCAUAUCUGACACGCAGUUGGAUCAUCCUGUUAGCAGUACUAAUGAGAUAAUAUUGCACAACGAGUUCAGUAUCUGGAACUCCUUCUGGUUCUCCUUGGGUUCGUUCAUGCAGCAGGGGAGUGAUGUGGUUCCUAGAUCUCUAUCCGGACGUAUUGUGGGAACUGUGUGGUGGUUCUUCGCCCUGAUAUUAGUAUGUUCCUACACGGCCAAUUUAGCUGCAUACCUUAUCAUAGAGCGGAUCACGGAGCCAGCUCAAUUCCUCACCUAUAGUUCGAAGAUAAAUUUCGAAAGUCAAUUCCUUCCAAACAACGACUUUGUAAAGGAUCCGGAAGUGGUCAACGAUCCCCCCUAUACUAUUGACAGUCGAUAUGAAAGAUCCUGCCUAACGCCACCAAUCUGCCGAUACAAACACGUUGAUUUCGGUAUUGCGCUCUCAAAAGGGUCCAGUAUCACGGAGUCACUGAACCUCGUCAUAGUCGAAUUGAAAAAUGAUGGAGUCAUCAUGAAGCUUUGGCAUAAAUGGUUGUUGUAUAUUAACAAACCCCUAUGUGAAAACAACGACGAUAAGGAUUCGGAAAUAUCAGAGAUGUCACUAAGUCAAGUUGCGGGAAUAUUUUACGUGCUAGUCGGUGGGCUGGCUUUAGCACUUGGCGUCGCGUUAUUGGAGUUCUGUCACCAUGGACGUAGCGAGGCGGUGCGCAGUAACGUGUCUUUAAGCGCUGCACUGAAGGCUAAAACAAAGGCGCCGACGCGUACUGAGAGGAAGACACCUCAAAGGUCCCGGGACCAGGACAGGCUUGGAUGGAAUGGCGCUGCGUUUGGUGGUUACUUCCCGGCUGGAAACCAGAUCUCCCAGGACGAUGCUGUACAUGCCAGUUUCACGCAUGUCUGAUCCGAGAAAAGCGGCGUUUCCAGCCGCCGUCCGUCUAUCACAAAGCAGCCAAACAACAUCGACCUCUUUCAACUUUAAAGCCCUGAAACAAAAACAUAAGCCCGGAUCGUAUAUAUUACGGUUUUAUAAUCAAAGAAAAGCCCCAAACAGUAAGGCUACGUUUACUUUAAGCUUAUAUUAUUCUUUUCGCGACAAAAUUUGUUGUCCUUAAUCGACACCAAUUGAGUUCGUAAUUACUCCGGGAUAUUGAAAUGUAUAUUUAUUUUGUUACAAUAAUAAUUGAUUUUGAGGUUUCAUUUAAAAUUUGCUGUCCUUAAUUGACACCAUUGAAGUUCGUUAUUCCUCCGGAAUAUUGAAAUUUCUACAACUAAAGAUUAAAACGUGAUAAAAUAUUCUUUAGCGUAAUAAUAUUUAGUUCUUAAAUAUUUAGCGUGUAAUUUUAUUUUAUUAAUAUUAUAAUAUUAACUGUUGUAAAGGGCUCUCUCGGAAACACAAGUAAAAUAAUACAAACACGUAACGGAAAGGUCGCGCAUACUACAUGCGGAUUCAGAUUAAGCGACUCCUGCGUCUAACGACUUAUUAUCUGUAUUUCGUAAGCAUUAGUACGAGUUUCACAAAAAUACUGUUUCAUAAUUGUGAAUCUUCGAAAUUACGGCUUCAAUUUGUUUGCGUCUCAAUUGUCUCUGCCAUUUAAAAUAGUACCAUACGUCAAAUGGUUUAGGUUUAAAUUCCUUUUUACUAUAUUUCUUAUUAAAUCUAUAUAAUGUACGUUAUACCCUUAUGCUACGUACAGUAUAUCAUAAAUACUUGUUGUUUAUGUUCAAUACCUCCACCGUCUGUGAACCGACCUUAAUCAUCAAGGUGUAAAAUGAUUUGAAAUCGUUUUCAGGAUAAAUAACUUUAAUUUUUAUUGCAUUUUAUCGGCACAAUUUUUCUCCAUUAGAAUAUUAUAUUUGAUCGAUAUCGGUCUCGGAUUUUAUCGGGUCGAUCAUUCAUUUGCUUUUACUGCCAGUUCUCAAAUUAAGAGGGAACUGUUUCUCUUCUUUCUAGCGUAGAGCGUAAUAGUUUAAACGUCUUAGAAUAAAUAUCACUUUUAUCAAUAAAUAAUAGGUAGGGUAAAAUUCAGGAGUGAGAUCUAGCGUUUUGACAUACCGAAGUCAUAGUUCGACUUAGCUCUAAGACUUCUCAUUUAUGAAUCUCAACUCUUAAAUACUUGUUGUAGAAUAUUGAUGUUAUUUAAUAAGUCGUACUUACCAUAUGGUCUGUUUAUAUCCUACCAAUUACGACUGGUUUCUGGAUAUAAAAACACGGGCCCUAAAUAUAAGAUCAGCAGUUCAUGUAACGAUAAUAUUUCAUAAAAUGCUUGUACUCCUUUAUUAGUAUAAAUAAAUAAGUCUUAUUUCGACGUUCAGCAAAUAUCGCUUAUUAUCAUAGUGGUUAUAUAAUUUUUUAUUUAUCAAAUCUUGACUGUCGAAUUUACUAUUGCAUUGACCACUGGUCUAUCUUCUGCUUUCAGAUCCAUUCAAGUUUACAUACAGAAUUGUCUCUAUUAUAUUGGUAAUAAACAUUCAAAAUCAUACAGUAUUUAAUAAAAUAUAAUAUUAACCCAAUAAUAAUAAAAAAAAUAUCAUAGAUAUAAAUUUCGAUAUUAUCAUUAGCUGUCGUAAGUACUUACAAAAAAGUACAUUCUUAAAAUACUGACUUACGGAUUU